This is a messenger RNA of Eucalyptus grandis, 633 nucleotides long. Its product is annotated as MADS-box protein AGL42. Gene Ontology annotation, molecular function: RNA polymerase II cis-regulatory region sequence-specific DNA binding; DNA-binding transcription factor activity, RNA polymerase II-specific; protein dimerization activity. Lineage: Eukaryota; Viridiplantae; Streptophyta; Magnoliopsida; Myrtales; Myrtaceae. The coding region runs from base 1 to 633 and encodes 210 amino acids. The transcript is spliced from 7 exons. Gene Ontology annotation, biological process: positive regulation of transcription by RNA polymerase II. Gene Ontology annotation, cellular component: nucleus. The record is from RefSeq and is a predicted model, not a curated record.
AUGGUAAGAGGCAAAGUUCAGAUGAGGCGAAUUGAGAACACGACGAGCCGGCAAGUCACCUUCUCGAAGCGCCGUACUGGACUACUGAAGAAAGCUCAUGAGCUCUCAGUCCUCUGCGAUGCCGAAGUUGCCGUGAUCAUCUUUUCACAGAAAGGAAGGCUUCACGAGUUCUCGAGCAAUUCCGAAAUCCGAAAGACUAUUAAUCGAUACCAUACGUCUACAAAUGAUGCGGAAAGGUACCAGGCUAAAAUGGAACAGCAUAUUACGCGUUUGAAGCAAGAAACCAUGGAUAUGGAGAGGAAGAUUGAGCUUCUUGAAGUUUCUCUACGGAAGCUAUCAGGAAAGUGUCUUGGAUCUUGUCCAAUCGAUGAAAUCCAAGAGAUUGGGGAUCAGCUCGAGCAAAGUUUGAACACCAUCAGGGCAAGAAAGGCUCAAUUAUUCCAAGAGCAGAUAGAGCAGUUACAAGCAAAGGAGAAGUCUCUGAAAGAAGAGAAUGAAAAGCUUUUUGCAAAGUGCCAUGCAAAUUCUUGGCAGUCGUCAGCUCAUCUGGAAGCAGCAGCAACACAUAGCCGCAGCAGCCAAAGUUCAGAUGUCGAGACAGAAUUGUUCAUUGGAUUGCCCGAGUUAAACUGA